Molecule: messenger RNA, 4399 nt
Organism: Microbotryum saponariae
Lineage: Eukaryota; Fungi; Basidiomycota; Microbotryomycetes; Microbotryales; Microbotryaceae
Source: the annotation of a GenBank genome assembly
AUGGGCUUCUUCUCCCGCAGCAAGAAACCCAAGUCGGGCUCGAACUCGACCUCGAACUCGUCGUCGCCCUCGCCAGCAACAGCAUCGACAGGUGGGAAUCAUGCUUCGACCUCAGCCACGACCAAGCUCCAGUCAUCUACGAACCCCAAAGUAGCGGGUCCACGCUACACCUCGUCCGAUGAGGAACGGUCGAGCUCCGAUUCGAGAGCGGGAGCUGUGCAUCGCCGAGACUCGGCUGCCCUGUCCACUGCUCUGCCGAGCUCGGACACGAUCACCGAACCGCGAAGCAAGAACUCCGCUUCCAACUUUUCUCUGGAAGCAGCUGCUGCGUCGAGGUUCAACCCGUUCAAGAAUCGUUCUAAUGCAGCUUCAACUUUGAAAGGUCCGAGCUCAACCUCUCUGAACACUUCGACUUCGUCUGCGAAUCUUGCGCGUGAUCGAUACGCCGAGCAGCGCGGGUGCGACCUGCCUUUGACGGAGAGCCCAGGUGUUACCACCAGUCAGAGCACCGAUUAUCUCUCAUCGUUGGGUCAUUCUUCGUCUCGACCACCGUCGAUCAAGAGCAGUAGAUCGAAACGAGCGUCGAUUGGGACCGGCCUCGAUCGGUGGAGGCUGUUCAGUCGGAGUACGAACGCACUGAACGACAUGAACAAUCCCGAGGAUGACAAUCGACCGUUGGGCACUCUAUUUGCCGAUGAGAAUACCGGAUCCGACUCUAUCGACAAAAAGGACUCGUCCCCACCGAAUACCACCACCAGCCUGACCAGUCGAUGGAAGCUACCAAUUCGACGGACUUCGAGUUCCGCAGGCGCAGGCGCCGAAGGAGGCUUUGUUGUUCAAUCCAUCAGGAAUGUAUCGAGGGUCCAGGAUACCGAUUACGAGAAUCGCCCUCCUCUCGACCAUCAUCGAUCCUCGUCUACUUCGUCGGUUACACUUCAUCGGUCGACGAGGAGUAUCACGGCGAUGUCGCCAUUACCCGCCCCGGUCCCGGAUCGACAAGGGAGCAAUGGCUACGGCGACGUGGGCAUGGGACCGAGGCCGAACCUGAACAUCAGAACCAAUUCGGUCCCGGGAGCCUCGGCUUGGCGAGACAACACCGUCGAGAAGGCUCCUUCGCCGACGAUGAUCAGCGUUGAAGCUUUCCGCAAUGCGACACGGCCGAGUUCGCGAACGGGACAUCGCAACGCUUCGGCCAUCUCGAUCUCGUCGUUCGAGGAGAUCAACUCCCCGAGCGAGCGGCCGAGGUUCGAGCCCACCAGGAGCAGAAGAGGCUCGUACCAGUCCUUGUCGUCGCCCAACCUCGACUUGGGUUCGGCGUUCGGUGGAUUUCCUCGACCCGCGUUCGCUACCAGUGGGUCCGCGAGUCACUCGAGGACUUCAACGUCGAGUUCGAUGGACCCACUUCCCUUGGCUGUGAGCUCAAAUCGCCCGGCAUCGAUGGUUCUCCAGCCAUUUGGUCCAGAUGCGACGACGAGUUCGAGUGCACUCAGGUCCGGCUCGACGAGUCGCUUGUCGAUCAGUUCCUUCACGACGGCCAAUGAAGGAGGAUCUCUCGAAAGGCGCCUAUCGUCGAACGAGGAUCACGUCUCCGCCGAGCAUCACGCUCGACCUGCCUCCCGACCUAUUUCCCGCCCCGCCUCUCGCCCUUCCUCGCCGACGGUGUUCUCGAUCCCCCAGUCGUCAUCAACGGCGUCCGAUGCCGAGCUGAGGUUGAUCGCCAUGUAUGGCGCGCCAAGUCCGACGACGACCGAGUUCCCCUCGAUCUCUCUCCCAGACAAAGCUUCGAGGACUCCGUUCUUCCUUGGCGAUGGCCCGACGAGUGGGGAGGAAGACGCUGGGGUGCACAGCGGUGGGCCUGUGCACGCGUUUUUGACGGCUGGAGCUCAUUCACCACAGACGCCUCUGCAGAACGAUGGCGUGCGUCGUUUUGAUGAAGAAGGCGCGGCUCCAACCGUCGCUGUCCAACCUCCUACGCCACAAGUACCCGUACGAAGGGGCCAAUACCAGACGAGGCUCGCCUCGUCUUCAAGCGCAGUCGAGACUCGAUCGCCAUCGCGGCUCGGUGCAAGUUCGGCUCGAGGUCGUGCUGCGUGGGGUAUGGCAAGCGAGAAGAGUGACAGCGAGGACGAAGGGGAUACCAGUGACAAUAAUGGCAUUCGGCCCGAGAUGUCGAAAAGCAAAGCCGCUCCCGUAUCAAAAAUCCUCACUAGUAAAUCGGCGCCAACUCCGGUUCUACAAAGGCAAGAAGUGGACGAGGACGACGAAGAAGAUGACAACGUCCCUUUGGCACAUAUCAGGAGUCGAUCGUCGACGGACCUUACACACUUUUACUCGAGUAAUCCGGACAGCCAUUCGUCGGGCUUGCAUAUGAAUCGAGGACCGGUUUUGGCGGAUGUAGAAGUCCUGGCUGAGCUUGACGACAUGCCUUCGGAGACGUUGCGCAGGAGUCCAGCUUCGUUUGCGAUGCGAGGUCAUAGUCGCACCUUCUCGGCGGGAGCGACGACGACAUUGGCAUCCAGUGCUGCGAUCCCUGCGCCAACGAUUGCACGGGAGCGAACGAGUCUGGGUCAGGGUCAGCGGUCCAUCUCGGAUUUGUCCUUGUCGAUGCUUCGACCUUCCCCGGGAAGCCACACCUACUCGUCACCUGCCUCGCCCGUCCCCUCCAAGGCCAGCGUCCCAGACAUGAACUCGAUGCGGGCGUCACCACCCCUUCCAAAGACGCCUAUUCCGAGGUCAUUUCACGGUUCCGCUCCUUGGGACUCCCCGUCGAGUAGGUCGUUCUCGUCGAAUACUGCCGGAAUUUCUUCAGCAUCGUCACUUGCUCCCGCUCCGUGUUCCAGUUGGUUCCCACCGACGACGACUUCGGCGAUGACCAGCGACACGAGCCCGGCGAUCAGCGAUCCGGGCACGUCCCAAUCCCAGGACACGCUUGUCAAUUCCAUUUCAUCGGACCAAGAUCGGAGCCGGCUGACCUCAAGGGAGCGCUCACCUAUCAUCGUCAAGUUCAAGGAUCUUCCUGUCCUCGAUGGUGAACGUGACAUCUUGCUUGCGCCGCCUCCCAUCAAGGGCUACAGGAAGGCCAGUGGAGGAAGACAGGUUAACCACACACUGGCUCCGAGGUUCGUUCCGAAACCGCUACCUCGCUCCAGCUCGUCUCUGGGCUUUUUCCACGAAACGCCGGCUGGAAGUGGACGGGGUCUCGAGGCUGCAGGAGCGACCCGAACUGCUUCAAGAAGCUCGAUGAUCGCGCCUCCUUCCGAGAGCGAGGUGCUCGCGGGACAGACCGUCUUUGAUCGAAUGAAGCAGCGCCAUCGAGUGGAAGCGACCAAGGCGAUCCAGUUGGGCAAGGACCUCAACGGUGCUGUGGUUCAAGAUGAAGAGGAUGACGACGACGAGGAUGACGAGGCGCCGCUGUCGACUUUGCCUUCGAGAGGUCCUUCGGGGUUGAAUUCACGUGCGUUUGAAAUCGGGGGCCCGACGAUGUUCGCACCGCAGAGCUCGUACGGAGGGUUCUCACCUUUGACGAAUGCUCCGCCGGGCGUCGAUCAGUCUCUUUGUGAGUUUGGAAUAUGGAAGGUUCUCCAAUGCUUUGCGGAGGCUCGAGCGCUGAUUAUCUUUCUCUGCCAUCUAUGAAGACGCAUCUCUUCCGAACGAUCAAAAGAUGCAGCUUCAUCAACGGUCCCAGCAAAUGAUGCAAAUGUGAAUUUCUUACCGGGGAUUUCGUCCUUGUGGACACUUGCUAACGUUCGCCUUGCUUGAAAUGUGCAGGAUGGCGCAUGCCGCUCUCCAAGCUCGAGCUGAAUCGGUCAUGAACGGCGCCUACAGCGACUCCAAGUCUGCGGUCGGAGGAGUUCGAUCGACGGCUGUAACUGAAAAGAGCAAAUCUUCCAAAAACCCCGGAUCACCCUCUCCUCAAAUUCAAGCUUAUGCCGCACUCCCUCCUCAAUCCCCGUACGGCUAUAUGACGCACAGCCAGUCCCUGACGAAUCUACAAUCCUACCCCUCGUCGCCGAUGUUCUCGGCUCCUGAAUCGCCAGCUUCACCCUAUCUGUAUGCCAACUCGCUGUACCCAUCUUCGCCCAACCUAACGCAUGCGGGGUACAUGCCACACCAUCCCCUCCUUCCACCGAGCCCGCAGUUCUGGGGCGGCCAACCUAUUAGCCCAUACGUGCCGCAGCACCCAACGCCGCAACAGCCGAUGUACGCCGGGUCAAUGAUGGACUAUUCUUCGUACGCAUCGAGCGCGGCUGCUUCUCCGCGAGGACAAGCGGGGAGGACCUCGUCAUCUUCCAUGAUAGGAGUACCUUCAUCGACGACGCAGCCACGAGGGGUGUCGGCAGGGAUGAAAGGGGUCCGGGGAAAUAGUGCCUCCGUAAUUGGUGGGGCGGGGCAACGAUAA